Messenger RNA from Pieris napi, 6326 nucleotides. RefSeq names its product transcription factor Sox-12-like. Gene Ontology annotation, molecular function: RNA polymerase II cis-regulatory region sequence-specific DNA binding; DNA-binding transcription factor activity, RNA polymerase II-specific. The coding region runs from base 389 to 1228 and encodes 279 amino acids. The transcript is spliced from 2 exons. NCBI's taxonomy places the organism in Eukaryota, Metazoa, Arthropoda, Insecta, Lepidoptera, Pieridae. Gene Ontology annotation, biological process: anatomical structure morphogenesis; regulation of DNA-templated transcription; cell differentiation. The record is from RefSeq and is a predicted model, not a curated record.
AGCACUCUGCAUGUUGCCGAGUAGUUAGUAAGAUCUCUGUCAUCGCGGAGUACGCACGUAGCCGCAAACGUUAUGCGACUUACGCCGCUUGCUAACUAAACGUACGUGGUUCACAGAAAUUAUGAGUUUUGGACUGAUCGCCGGCAAAAUAGACAGCGGCAGAUUAUUGGUUCUAUACCGAAAAUUAAGAAUAGUGUCUAGAUAUUGGGAAGUCUUCGGCGAUAUUCCUGCCGCGAGGCUCCCGAAACAGAGGCUACUUUUUGGACUAUAAAAGUUUUUAAGUUUUUUUUUUACAGACACAAUAUAAUAGUAUUAGUGUUAAGUGCAAUAGGUGAACUGUGUUGUGUUGUUUUUAUUUGAGGAUUUUAUUUUUUUUCGGAUUUCCAAAAUGGUUCCUCAGCAAAUUAUUAUUUCGGAUGUGAGGUCUAUAUCACCGACUCCGAGUGGAGUUCCCAUCUUCGGGUCCCAAUUAGUCGACAAAAAUUCGUCGACACCCUACACUGAUGCCACUCAGACGAAAAAGAACAACCCCAACCACAUCAAGAGGCCGAUGAACGCGUUUAUGGUGUGGUCUCAGAUCGAGCGCAGAAAAAUAUGCGAACAAACACCGGACAUGCACAACGCCGAAAUAUCAAAGAACUUGGGGCGAGUUUGGAAAACGUUGAAUGACGAAGAGAGGCAACCGUUCAUAGAUGAGGCGGAGCGACUUAGACAGCUUCAUAUGCGAGAAUAUCCCGAUUACAAGUAUAGACCUCGCAAGAAGACCGCUAAGCCCGCCCCAAGAAAUGGUGGUGUCACGAAGCCCAAACGCAAGCAGCGGGCUGACACAAAUAACAACAGAGGAGUUACCAGGCGACGAUCUCGGCCUACACCUGUAAGCGUCCCCAUGAUGCCUAUGGACACACCAGCUCCUCCAGCCCUGCCCGCAUCUCCGGCGGGGGCGCCCGACUCCCCUGAGUCGGCUUGUCUCUACGACGACAAUUCUCGGCGCGAGCAGACAGACCUUACGGACCUGUAUUCCAUAACGGACCUGCUGCGCCUCCCGGCUGACUGUGAAGUCGACCUAGACGUGCUUACGGACAUGGAGUCGUUCGAGACAGCCUCUUCCUCUUCGGGCUCGCACUUUGAGUUCUCUUGCACGCCGGACGUAUCGGAUAUGCUCAGCGAGAUCGGCGUGACGAGCGAUUGGGACGAGACCGCGUUUUCGUCGUACCUCACGUCGUCUUAGAGUGGUGUGCGGGUCGCCUCGGCCGCUGGCCGGUACCACUGAUCUCAUUUCGAGCCGCCACACGGGGGCCGACGACGCGGCGACCGCUCGCCGCCCCGCCUAGAGAGUGCCUACAUCCAAUCGACGUGUCGACAUUUGGAUUCAAUGUACAAAGUUAUUUAAUAAGAUUUCGAGUGUGAAAUUUCGGUUCUAAUGUCGAUCGGCCGACGUGGCCGCUUUAACUUCGUUUUAUCGUUUAGUUUAUAAAACUAACUGUUGCAACUGGCGUCUGAAAACGCGGCGCCCGGUUUUAAAAAAUAGGCUGUGAGUUGGUUUUUUAAACGUGUUGCUUUUAUUGAUUUUUUCUUUGAAAACAAAUCGUCGGAUAGAUUUCCAAACGGCACGUCUCAGACGCAUCUCAGUAAAAAAUUCCGUCUAACUCUCCGUCGCCUGAUUAGCAAGCCGCGGACACAUCGUUUGCGCACGGUCGUGGAGUCGUGUCGCGUUGUCGCGUCCGUAUAUUCUCUACGAGUACAUUACUCGAGUUGGCUUCUUCAAACUAAGUUCGCGACUCCUUCCUAUCUUACUUUAUUUUAUAACUUUUACACUGUAGAUAUCUUUUUAUUUACGUUCAAACUAAACAUAAUAUUAUAUCAUUCGUAAUAGAAAAUUAAGACUAGGUUAUAGUCAUGUUUGUCUUACGUUUGUACGUAAGUUCACUUUAUACUUUGAUGCACGCAUAGUGAUAGUUUGGUUUAUGAUUUCACUGUCGGAAGCUGAUCGGUAUGCUAUUCGUAAGAAUUCGGAGUGCGGAUCGUAGAGUGGAUAUAGAACAUUGACUAUAUGUGGGAAUGAGCCCUUGCCGCGUGAAUGUUUUCUCUUUUUGAAUCGAGCCAUUCGCGCCCUGCUAUUGCCGGGUAGGUUUUUUACCGUCGCGCGCGUGACUUUUUUCAAAUACAUUAAAUAGAUUCAUGGCAUUGGUAUUGUGUAGGAGUUUGAGUCGAUAUGUCUUGCUAUAUUUACGUUAGGUUGCUUAAGAUAGGGUUAUGUGCGUUGGUAGGGUACGAAAGUUUGUCUAAAGAUAUGACGGCACCUCAGGAUCGAUGCGAAGGGACACUUCAACUUUCUAGUUCAUUUCUUAUGUCUUCAUGCUUCACAAAGUCUAUAGAAAGAUACAUAUCAAAAGGGGGAAUGUACUGUAUCGCGGGUCGGUUAUGAUCGUAAGAACAAAACUAUACUUCUGUCAAACUCAAAUAUUUUGCUGUUUCGAACUCUGUGAUUUACUUUACGGAAUUUCUAAAUUUUAAGAAUAUUAUAGUGGAGACUGAUAUCGCAUAGAUUAGUUUUAGCAGCGCUAGCUUCUCUAUCUUUUUUAAUUUUUAGAACUGGGCAUAACUCUUGAAUGUAAAACGAGACAUAUUUUUGAUAUUUCGCUUCACUGUGGUUAUUCAGUCGCGAGACGUCGAUUUCCAUAGACUAGCGUCCAACAAAAGUAUUUGUAUUUUCGUAAACUGUCAAUUCAUUGGAAAUUAUGUCAGUUACUUGCAUAAUAUUUACAAAUUAGCCUCACUCAUCUUAAGAUAUAUAUUACACUCUGGUUACGCUAUCUCUAGUUUGAUAAUGAAAACGUGUGUGUAGUUACUGUGUCCCUAAUAUAAAACCAAGGGAUCCGUUGUGCUCUAAUCAUUAAAAACAAAAUGCUUUACUUAUACUAUUAUAUUCUUAUAAACAUAUUGUAAAAACUUCGAGUAAUAAUUAGUAAGUGUCUACGAAAUCCAAUUAUUUUUAAAGAUACAUAAAAAUACGCGUUAUCUAUACAUUGUAUUGCAAAUCUGUAAUUUAUACUGUCUACUGUGUGUUGUAGGGCAACAUGAUAUAUUAUUUAUACAAUCGAUACUUAAAGGAUAAAAAAAAUUCGUGCCUAAGAAAAUUUCGAUUUCAAAUGUAUAUUUUAGCGAUGCUCAAGUAUCUUUAUAAGCAAGUAGUUUUGUAGAAGCUGUUAAAAUCUGUGUAAAAUUGUAACACUAAGAUAAUUUCGAUUGCCAGAUUUGCAUUUGAUAUAAUUUGCUACGUGUACGUAAGGGGUCGUAAAAGAAUUACGUAAGCACUAUUGGGGAAGGGGGGGUCUUUGAUUUUCUUAUUUGGUGAUUACGUCAACAGUAAUUAUUUAAUUUUUUACGCAUAUUCCCCACACAUUGUCUAUGCUUGAAAACGAAAAAUUACUACGUUUAUUUACUAUUAUUUGACAAGAGAAUGGGGGGGGGGGGAUAAGAUGCAGUAAAUCUGCUUACGUAAUACUUGAACGGGCCCCUAUUACAAUAGAUUAACUAGGAUUGUUUCCGUCAGUAUCAGCACAUCAAUAUUAAAAAUCCAUCGAGCAAAUCUUUUCUACUCCAUUUAUUUAGAACAUUUGAAUGUAUUUAAUGCUCACAUUUCAAUUUAUCCACAUUCACGUUCUGUGUGCUUUAUUUCACGAGUAUUUUGAAACUUCGACAAUAAAAUUUUACUUGGGUAUAAGUUCGGAACAGACUUACAAGAAUUUCCGUUCGAGUACGUUUUGAAUAUACCUCAGCUUUACCACUGUCGUUUAUUUUUAUGGCUUCUUACGUGCUAAAUUUUGCUUUAACUGCAAAUUUGAAUUCAACGAUUCCAAGCAAUAAAUUUAUAAGUGACACGAACGCUCAAAUUAGUGUUAAAAUCUUCUUUCUUAUUAAAAUUAUAGCAUGUUGUCCGCAAGGCGAGCAUCGUUUUGUCAGCCAAUCGUGGCCUCUUGCUGUGCUAUAUAUUUUGAUUUGAGAGAAGACAUAAUUAUUGACCCCUGAGUAUUUAUAAAACAACAUCGAAUUUAAUAUACGUAGCGCUUGUUGUGGUUCAAUAAUUGGACUUAUCAGGGUUUGACGAUUCAUUUUAAAAUGUAGAGUAACUUCUUCAAUGUCUUACCUGUAACGAGGUAAUAUCCCAAGUUUCUUAUUUUGCUUGAACAUAGGCUUCUUAUCGUAGUGGCUUCGGUCUUUCUACAUAUGUAUGUAAUAAUGUAAAUAAGUAAAAAUUGUUUAUAUUGAAAAAGUCAAAAUAAAGCGACACUGUGAGAAAUAUUAGAUUAUAAAUAUAGUAUGCGUCUCAAAGAAAUAAAUAUCAUAGAGGACGUUGUAGUUGUUGUAGGUUUUGUAUGUAAUAAAGUAUAUUUAUGAAAGAAAUUGUUGUGUACUUCGAAAGCUGUCUAUCUCUUUGUAACUAUGUAAAUCUUAUUUGGAUAACGAUCCACAUAAUGUGUUCUUCGUUCAUUUUUCAAUAUAAGUUCCCUUCAUUCUUCAUUCUCGUUGCAUAUUUUUGUAAAUGAAUUUCUAUCAUAACAUUUCUUCCUCUCUCUCAGCCUAAAAUUGCACCGCUAAUAGCAAAAAUAUAAUAAAACCCUGAUGCUUAAUUCAUAACACAAUAUUAUAAUUUGGAUGUACGAUCAAUGGAGAAUGAAGCUUUCGUUUUUCCUUACUGAUUUUACAUUAAACUACUUAAUGCAAGUAGAAUUUACAGAAUUAUAUGUAAUAAGCGUAUAUUAUAUGACAUAAUGUCUUGUAAAUUCUUUAAAAUGUUAGUGAAUUAUUCACAGAACUGAAAAAAAGGUUGAAAUUAUUCUCGUUAUGUUGUUUGUGAAAAUUGAACUAUAUCUGUAUCAUAUUAUGUAUGUAUUGUUGUUUUUAUAUAAGUAUAAGCGUCUUCUAUAGGGUUUUUAAAACUUUUCCACUUUGAGACACAACGAACCUUUCUGUUAGCACUUACUUAAUCAUAAUUGGUGUCUAUAAUAUAAAAAAUAUUAACCGAUGUUUUGAUACGUCAUACAGUAGUGAUUACCAUAAAAAGUAUCUUGUUGAAGUAGCUGUGUCAUUAACUAUUGGUAAUAUUAAUUAUAUUGAUAAUAUAAUAACAAGAUUCGCACAAUGAAAUCAAGGAACUAACAUAGGUGUAACAAUAAUAGAAGUUAAUGUUAUUAUUACGAGAAAAUAAACAAUUAACGUAAGUGUGAUAGUAUUUGCGUUCCAUGAUUUCUAAAUAGAGUAGUUACCCCCAAAUAUGUAUCGACGCGUACAUCCUUCGCUCCUCCUAGUUUACUAAAAACGAACAGAUAAACAAUAAGUCUAGAUCUAUAUUAUCUGUAUAUUUUUAGUAGUCUAAGGCUUCGAUUGUAUACGCGAUAAAGGCUUUUAAUUUUUGACAUAAUAUUCCAUUUAUUUCUACUGUAAAUAAUUGUAUUGAAACAAAAAUUUUAUAAAAAAAAUGGUCCAUUAAACUUUAUCACGUAAUUAUAAGGUAGUGAUAUAUUAGUAGUUGCAUACGUAUACCUUUUGGAGAAUUGUGUGUGCUUAUUGUUAUUGAAAGUACCUAAUGCCAAACGAAUUUCUACUUUCGAAGCUAAAAAGCAUGGCUUUAAACUUGAAUUUGGACUGUAGUGUUGAUUUCAUCGUCACCUCUGUCUUUGUAAAUAGUAAAUUAAGGCCACAAUUUAAUUUAGAUUUCUGUCACACAUUAGCUGUGUUCCGAAACUUUCUAGUCUUGAUAUUCGGGCAGACUUGUGUUCAUGUAGAUUCGUUCAGACUUUGCGGUGGCCUUUCCAUAAUUGAUACCUGAUUUUUAUUAGAUUUGUUUUUCAAUUGAUACCAAAAAUAAUCGAUGCUGUUAGACACCGUUACCGAUGGAUCUCUAUAUUAAGUAGCACUAAACGAAUAUUGCUUUCGGCUGACCAAAUAGUGGCAACUUGUUCUGUUGUCGGAUUUUGUAUUGGUUCUAAAAUGUAAAUAACUCAUAAACGAAGCACAGUUCUUUUGAACCGGUGUGUAGCACCCUCUGGUGGGGCUUUUCGGAACUAAACUGGCAAAUCGUUCUUUUUAUGUUUAAGUUAUUUUCGUAAAAUUUGUGAACAUCAGGCGUUGUAUAAAUUAUUGUCUCGUAUCUCUUUAGGUACUAUUGCAUAUAAUGUACGUAGUUUUUUAAAAUGUUAAGUAUGAAAUAACAUUACUGUAGUUAUUUUAAGGCGAUCGUGUACAUUUUGUAUCGUACUUUGUUUCAAUAAUAAAUAUAUAUUAUUAUAUGGUAAAAAAUAAAUCAUCCAGUUUAUAAAAAAUAA